Molecule: messenger RNA, 3026 nt
Organism: Sinocyclocheilus grahami
Lineage: Eukaryota; Metazoa; Chordata; Actinopteri; Cypriniformes; Cyprinidae
Product: tankyrase-2-like
Exons: 23
Coding region: 192-2978 (928 amino acids)
Molecular function (GO): protein binding
Source: RefSeq, a predicted model, not a curated record
UUGAGACACAGCUGGACUGACAGCUCUGUAUAGGAACAGCCAAAGACACUCGAGCCGAAUCAUUUCUUCUCUUCAAUGGCUCUUAGUGAAAGGCUUUAACUGUGGAGAUCUGCUCCUUAUUUCGGCCUUCAUGUCAAGCCUUUGGGAUAGUGUGCAUUCCGCAUUUCCCACUGUCCGCCUAUAGCUUGUCCAUGUCGGUCCGGCGCUUCUCGGGGGUCAUGGAGAGCUCCGGGUCCGCCGAGCCCAGGGAGCUGUUCGAGGCCUGCAGGAGCGGAGACCUGGAGCGGGUGAAGAAGCUCGUGUGCCCGGUGAAUGUGAACAGCAGGGACACCGCAGGGAGGAAAUCCACCCCGCUGCACUUCGCUGCGGGUUUUGGCCGUAGAGAUGUGGUGGACUACCUCCUUCAGCACGGAGCAAACGUGCACGCUCGUGAUGAUGGUGGCCUCAUCUCGCUCCACAACGCCUGCUCGUUUGGUCACGCUGAAGCCGUCAACCUGCUCCUGCAACACGGGGCCGAUGCCAACUCCAGAGACAACUGGAAUUACACCCCGCUGCACGAGGCUGCCAUCAAGGGCAAGAUCGACGUCUGCAUUGUUUUGCUGCAACAUGGUGCUGAGCCAACGAUCAGAAACACUGAUGGAAGGACAGCGCUUGACCUGGCUGAGCCCUCCACCAAAGCUGUACUGACCGGUGACUAUAGAAAAGAUGAACUCCUCGAGAGCGCACGAAGUGGAAAUGAAGAAAAACUGAUGAGCCUCCUCACACCAUUAAAUGUGAACUGUCACGCUAGUGAUGGAAGGAAGUCCACGCCUCUGCAUCUGGCCGCGGGUUAUAAUCGUGUGAAGACAGUGCAGCUGUUGUUGCAGCAUGGAGCCGACGUGCACGCUAAAGACAAAGGUGAUCUUGUGCCUCUUCAUAAUGCCUGUUCAUACGGUCACUAUGAGGUAGCUGAGUUGCUUGUAAAGCAUGGUGCUUGUGUCAAUGCUAUGGACCUGUGGCAGUUCACACCUUUACACGAGGCAGUCUCAAAAAACAGAGUGGAGGUCUGUUCGCUCCUGCUCAGCUACGGUGCUGACCCCACCUUCCUCAACUGCCACAACAAGAGCGCCAUCGAUCUGGCCCCGACCGCCCUGCUGAAAGAGCACCUGGCGUAUGAGUUCAGAGGUCAUGCUUUGCUGCAGGCGGCACGUGAGGCGGACAUGGCCCGCUUUAAAAAACACCUCUCCCUUGAGACCAUCAACUUCAAACACCCUCUAACCCAAGAAACAGCUCUACAUUGUGUCUCCACGUCGCCCUAUCCCAAGAGGAAACAGAUCUGUGAAUUGCUGCUCCGGAAAGGCGCCAACGUCAAUGAGAAGAAUAAAGACUUCCUCACACCUCUGCGUCUUGCCGCUGAGAAGUCCCACAAUGACAUCAUCGAGGUGUUGGUGAAACACGAGGCGAAGGUGGAUGCAGUAGAUAACCUGGGUCAGACGGCGCUGCACUGCGCGGCUCACUGCGGCCAUCUGCAGACCUGUCGGAUGCUCCUGAGUGCUGGAGGUGACCCGCUCAUCACCUCCCUACAGGGCUCGUCACCCUCCCAGCUCGCCAAUGAAAGCAUUCAGGAGAUACUGCAAGAGGGAGCAUGCACAGGCAACUCCGAUACAGACAGGCAGCUGUUAGAAGCCUCCAAAUCAGGAGAUCUGGAAGUCGUAAAGAAGCUCUGUACUCUUCAGAACGUGAACUGUAGAGACGUUGAGGGAAGGCAGUCCACACCUCUGCACUUCGCUGCGGGAUACAACCGUGUGGCUGUGGUGGAGUAUCUGCUGCAGCACGGAGCCGAUGUACAUGCUAAAGACAAGGGUGGUCUGGUUCCCUUGCACAAUGCCUGUUCUUAUGGGCAUUAUGAGGUGGCAGAGCUCCUCGUCCUUCAUGGUGCUGUGGUUAACAUGGCCGACCUGUGGAAGUUCACCCCACUGCAUGAGGCGGCCGCCAAGGGCAAAUAUGAGAUCUGCAAAUUGCUGCUUCAGCAUGGUGCUGACCCGACCAAAAAGAACCGUGAUGGAAACACCCCUCUGGACUUGGUGAAGGACGGAGACACAGACAUUCAGGAUCUGCUCAGGGGUGACGCAGCACUGCUGGACGCCGCCAAGAAAGGCUGCUUAUCUCGCGUUAAAAAGCUCUGCACUCCAGACAACGUGAACUGUCGAAACACGCAGGGGCGGCACUCCACACCGCUGCCCCUGGCAGCUGGCUAUAAUAAUCAGGAGGUGGCUGAAUAUCUGCUGCAACACGGGGCAGAGGUGAACUCUCAGGAUAAAGGUGGUCUCAUUCCCCUCCAUAAUGCUGCAUCUUAUGGGGCAGACGAUGUCCGAGCUCUCCUCACAGCAGCCAUGCCCCCCUCAGGGCUGCCGGUGUGCUAUAAACCCCAGGUUAUCAGCAUCUCUGCGUCUGUGGCGGUGGUGCCGUCGACUCUCAACUCGAGUCCAACACCGCUCUCUUCAAACUCCAGUAUGGCUGGCCAGUCCGGGACCUUCCCUGAGCUAAACACUCUACUACCGCCUUCUGGAGCUGAAGGAGACGUAGGCAUAGAGUUGAAAGAGGAGGAUCUAGCUGUAGAGUUGAGUAUCAGCCAGUUCCUUCACAACCUGGGAUUGGAGCAUUUGCUGGAGAUCUUUGACAGAGAACAGAUAACUCUGGACGUCUUGGUGGAAAUGGGCCACAAAGAGCUGAAGGAGAUUGGCAUCAAGGCUUACGGUCACAGACACAAGAUCAUCAAAGGAGUGGAAAGACUUAUUAGUGGUCCUCGGAGUUUAAACCCUUACUUGACCCUGAACACGACCAACAGUGGAACAAUACUGAUAGACCUCUCUCCAGACGACAAGGAGUUUCAGUCAGUUGAGGAGGAGAUGCAGAGUACGAUUAGGGAACACAGGGAUGGCGGUCAUGCGGGUGGGGUUUUCAACAGAUACAACAUUGUGAAGGGUCACCGUUCGUAAACGCCAUCAUUCACAAGGGCUUCGACGAGAGGCAUGCGUACAUUGGGG